AGUUUACAUAAUUUAAGUCAACCGUGAGAGUAAAUGUUGUGUUGCUCCUUUUAACAUACUAGAACUUUCUAUUUUAUCAUGUAAGUCUUUUAUUCACAUUUUUGACAAAUAGCUAUGCCUAUUGUUAUCCAACAUGGCAGAGAGUGGAGCAACUUGAAAAUGUUGUAGAUACUAUUGUCAAGAUUUCUAUGAGUGAAGUCCCCCAAGAAAACCAAAAUCAAGAUGACAAACACAAUGAACUUCCUAUGGUUAAGGGUGAGAAUUUUUUAAAAUCACCCGUGACUAGUGAGGUUCAUUCCGAAGCAAAUGGUGUUGCACCCGAUGCCAGUAAGGUCGUUGAGCCCGCAGAAGAAAGCCAACAGAAUGUCGAAGUAUCAAACAACAAGGAUGGUGACGAAGACAGAGGUGUGGUACGAGAAGAAAAAUGCAGCAUGGUUUCAUCAGUAGCCGUUGCCCCAGAAAUGAAGGCGGGAGAUAUAAUCGAUGCUUGUCAUAUAGAUGAUGCAGCGGGAGUGACUCAACUAUCUAAAGAGACAAGCAACGACCAUCAUGGCUCGUAUGAUUCCUCCACCACCGAAAAUGUUGCCCUUCCAAAGGAGAUAUUACUGGAAUCUAGUCUCGUGAGCAAAGAAACUGAGCCUCGUACACCUUGCAUCUCACAAAGUGAGAAGCUGAAUCUCCAAUCAGAGUCAACAGAUGACAAAUUUACAAAUGGAAAGCCAACAAAAGAGGAUUUGUCGUCUAAUCUCACAUUAUAUCCGGAGCCAAUAGAAAAUGAGAGAAGUGUUGAAUAUGAUUUCAACACAACUGCAGAGAAAGCAAGCCAUGAAGAUAUUUCACCUCAAGAAACGAUCACACCACUCGAUACUUCUAAUGGCGACAAGUUAGUGAGCAAGAGUGAGUUAAACACACCAUUCUCUAAAGAAGAAGAUACGGUCGCACAGAAAGGUGACAAGUCUGUGACAGCGUCAGAAGACCAUGGAGUUACCUCAAAGAAGACUUUGAGUGAGAGCCAUGGAGAUGUCGAAUGUCAGUCUCAAACCUUGGAAGAUGUUGCUACAGGUCUUAACGACUUAAAGCGUGUUGAGAAGUUUGAGGAGAGCUCACCUGUCCAAGUUGAAGAUGCACAGAUAGAACGUGAUGAUCAUUUUGAAGAAGAAAGUGAGAGGCUGCCAUUGACAGAAGUAUCAACAGAGGGGCCAGCUGAAAACGUUGCCCUAGAAGCCACGGAUAAUGUGAAAGACAGGGAAGACCUCAAAGAAGUUGAAGUUUCUGAGAAUGAGCAUAAGGGAGAUCUUGCAGAAUCUUUUCAUGCAUCCCCUGAAAAUAUUGAAGUGUCUGAUUUGAGCCAAGAAGACAGCGUAAAAGCUCCUCCAGAGGAGCAAAGCAGAAAUGUAAUUCCACAUGGAGACACAAUUAAGGCAAACAAAGCAACAAUAAAUGCAGAUGAUCGACAUGAAGAACGUCUUGAGGUUUUUCCAACAAUUAUUUUAAGUUCCCACGAAGGAGUAAUCAUGAAUGCGGUUCUACAAGAAGAUACGAAUGUCCAUACGUAUGGAAAAGUAGUUGAGGAGGUUGACAAUCACAAGGAAGUUCUUGAGAACACAGAUCAAACAUCAAAAGACGGCCUUGAUACUUUAGUUGAUCGACCAGUGGAAUUGGCCAAAAAUGAAGACGCAUCUGCCAAAGAAACCCAACGGAGUACUGAAGAAUCCAACAACACUGACAAAUAUGGCGAUAUAGAUGCGGUACCAGAGGUGUGCAAUGCGGAUUCGUCAGUUGCAAUCUCAGAAAUAAAAGUAAGAGAUACACUUGUUGAUCCUGACAUGGACGAUGCGAAGGUGGUGACUCGGAUAUCUAAAGACACAAGUAGCGAUCAUCAUGGCAUAAACGAUUCCUUCACUGAAGAUGUUGCGCUUACAGAUGAGAUUUUAAAGAAAACUGAGUCUCAUACGCCUUGCAUCUCUGAAGGUUCUGAAGAUAAGGAGUCAAAUAUCCAAGUGACAAUAACAGACAACAAAUCUGUGGAUGAGAAACCAAGAGAAGAGGAUAUUUCAUGUAAUCUCACAGAUGAAGUCUCUAAGGAAGGGGAAUCUGACCUCAAUAAGAUGAUCGCGGAACAGGAGGAACUGGAAAAUAAUAGAAGUGUUGAAAAUAUUACAUCUGGAGAAACAAUCAAAACACUUGAGACUUCUAAUAGUGACGAACUACGGAGCAAGAAUGAAGAAGAAACGAUCGUACAGAAAAGCAAUGAGCCUGCGACAACUUCAGUAGAUUAUGGAGUUCCCUCAGAUAAUACUUCGAGUGAGAGUCACGCAGACGUAGAAUGCCAGGAUAAAACCUUGGAAGAUGCUGCUACAAGUCAUAGUGACAUAAAGGUUACAGAAAAGUCUAAGGAGAUAUCAGUUACCCCAGUCGAAGACUCACAAAUAGAUCAUAAUGAGCAUUUGGAAGAGGAGGGGCUGCCAUUGACAGAAGCGUCAACAUGGGGCACCAAUGACAACGUCUCAAAAGACACAUGUGAAGCCAAAGAACAGGAUGAAGACCACGAAGAAGCAACAUUUUCUGAAAGCGAGCAAAGUACAAAAUGUACCUUGGUGACAGAAGAUGAACAAAGCACUAAUGCACACAGGUAUGGAAACAAAAUUAAGGCAGAGGAAGCAACAAUUGAUGCAGCUGAGGGACAGAAGAACGGUCGUGAGAAUCUGUCUACAACUGUUUUGACUGAGCAUUCCGAAGGAAACUCAUUGGUCGAACUGGAAGGUUCAGAAACUAAAAAGGAAGAUGACUCGGAAAAGGAAAGCAAUGAAACACCUUUGCCACUAGAAGUCAGUGACACAUCAACGUUUUUGGAUGAGGCUCGUGUUGAGGAUGGAGAGCCCAAGAAAGCUGAGUUUUGUGCUGAUGAGAUGGAUGCGGAAAGUAUGCCACCGAAGACAGAAUCUAUAAAAGAAGGAGAUGUGCAUGUAGAUUCUGAAGAUACAAAAGUACCUGAUUCAGUGGACAAAGUAUCAGAAGGUGGAACAGUUGAUGGAGAAGCAGAAAAGGAAGAAAAUGUUGAGAAUGUUCCAAUAAUUAUCCCAAAUGAGAAGACGGAAGAGAAUUUAUGCAUCCAUGUUGAUGGUCAAGAAACAGAAAAUGAACAACUAUCCUCGAUAAAUGAUUACCCAGCGAACGCCAGUAAUGAUGAGGUAAUUGUCAAGGACGAGGAACCAAGUGGAGAAGAAUUGUUUGGAAAGGACAAAAACACUGAGAGUGUUUUGCUGACAGAAGAAGUGCAGAGCAAAAAGGCUGUAGAAUCCUUACAUGCAGCACUUGAAGAUAAAAAAACAUCUGAUUUCGAUCAAUGCACAGAAGCAACUGGUAUCCUUGAGGAGCCUAACCCUGCUGAAAAUUCACAAGGAAUGCCCAGUGAUGAAACAAGAACUGAUGCAGCUAAUACCAAUGAGAAAACUCAGGAAUUACAGAAUGUCUCAUAUGAGGGUAGUGACAAGGGCUUGCUGAUCGAAGUGGCUGACUCAGAAAUGGCACAUGAUAUAAAUUUGGAAGAGGAACUGGAAACACUGUCACUAACUGAAACUUCAAAAGAUGAGGCCAGAGAUAACGAGUCAACAAAAACUAGCAACGAAUUUGCAAGCAAAGUUGAAUUGCCCAAUGAUGAGAAAAGUACAGACUGUACUACACCAAAGAAAGAGAGUUUGCAGUCUCAGGAUCAUAAUACACCUACUCCAAGUGCAGCCGGAGAAACAACUUGUUCACUUGAAGAGCAAAGCUUAGGGGAGAACUCCCAAACAAUUAUAAGCGAAAAACUAAUUGACGAAGGUGCAGCUGAAAAGCAUGAUCUCAUUCUAGAGAAUGUAGCCACAGAAACUCCACAUGAGCACAUUGAAGAGAAUGCAGUAACCCAAGUGGGUUACUCAGUGGGGAAACAUGAGGAAAGUAUGGAAGAGGACAAUCAAAAUUCAUCUUUGAUAGAAGCUCCAGCAGAGGAAACCAAUAUCAUGGAAUCAAAAAAUAUCGAUGAACCCAAAAAUUGGGGCGAAGAGUCAAUAAAACCUGAUUUGGAAAAUGGGGAGAAUACAGAAAGUAUAUAUGUGGAGGAAGAAACAGAUGUGGAGACGCCUAUUGACUCCUUGCAAGUCAAGCCUGAUGAUAUUAAACAACAUGAUUCAGUUUCAGAUAUAAACAAAUCCAUUGAGGAAACCUCAAAUUCAGAUCCACAAGAAAAUUCAACUAACAAGGUAGAGAGAAAAUCUGUUGAUGCGACUCAUGCAAAUGAGGGAAAUGUGGAGACAAAGGAUGUCGCGAAUGAUAUUCCAGACUGUGACAAGGAAGAUAGGAUACCAAUUGAAGAAGUUGGCUCACAAAAUCCAUUGAACGAAGCUUUAGCAGGCAAUGCCAAUGCUGACGAGUCAACAAAAAUUACUGAAGACUGGUUGAUCACGAAAGAAGAACCCCUCGAGUUAUUGCAAGUAGCAGAUCAGGAUAUUGAAACCCCUCCUUCAAGUCAAGACAGGGAAAUAGGUUCUCUAGAUGAGGAAAGCCCCACUACAAGAUUUGAAGCCAUCAUUGACGAUAACAAAGAGGAGAUGCCUAAUAAUAAAACAGGGGAAGAGGAUGAAACUCCUAAGGAUAAGGAUAUUGUAGAAAAUAUUUCGGAGUAUGGCAAGGAAGAUAACAUGCCAUUCGAAGAAGUUGUGUCACAGAAUCCACUGAAUGGAGCUUCGACUGAGAAUGCCAACAUUGAGGAGUUACCAAGAAUCAAUGAAUGCAGUUUAAUCAAGGAAGAAGCAUCCCUCGAGUCAUUGCAAGAGGCAGCUCAGGAGAUUGAGACUCCUAAAAUCACUGAAGGCAGUUUGAUCAGGGAAGAAGCAUCCCUUGAGUCCUUGCAAGAGGCAGCUCAGGAGAUUGAGACAACCCACUUGGGUCAAGAGAGAGAAAUAAGUUCUCCAAAUGAGCAAAGGCCUCUUGAAGGAAUCAAGGAUGAUAACACAGAGGAGAUAGCUGAUAGUGAAACUAGUCUGGAGGUUGAAACUAACCAUGAGCAGAAUAUUGCAAAUACUACUCCAAGUGAGGACAAAAAAGAGAGUAUGCAAGUCCAAGAAGAUUGCCCACAGCAGGAACAAAAUGAGAGUAAAAACAUACCUUCUUCGGGAUCUCCAGCAGUGUCCUGCACCGAAAGUAGUCCAGUCAAAGAAGAAGAAAGAGUGAAAAUUAAUCCACAAGGGACAUGUGAUGAAACACAUGAAAAUACUGUUGAUGCUGCUAAUAAAAUCAAUAACUAUGCAGCAACUCCAGAUGAGGACACUAAAGAAGAUUCACGAGACCAAGUAGAUGAUAUACUCCUGGAACAGGAAGAACAUUCAGAAAAGGAUAGUGAAAGCACAUCAUUAUCAGAUGCUCCAAAAGAUGAAAUCACAGAAAGCACGUUGGUUAAGGAAGUAGCAGAAGUUGAGGAUCCUAUUGACUCCUCUGAUGUAGUAACCGAGGAUAUCAAGGCAUUUGCUCCAUGUCAAGUCACAGAAAUAAGCUCCACUGUGGACCAAAUCAUAGAUACGGAAGAUAUCUCAAGUAACAAAAUAACAGAAAAGACAGUUGAUGCAACAAGCGGGGACACUCAAGAGACUCAGGAUAUUGCAAAAAGUGUUCCACGGGAAUAUGACUCACCAAAAGAGCAAAAUACUGAAGCUGUAUUGAUAAAGGAAGAUGUAUCCAUUGGGUUACCUCAGAUAGUAGGUGAUGAAACUAGUCCAGUCCACGAAGAAGAAAAAGUGGAAAUUCCUACUGAGGAGCUCAUCCUAACUGCUACUCCACAAGGGAUAUUUGAUAAAACACAAGAAAUAACUGUUGAUGCUACUAAUAACAACAAUGAUCUUGUAAUAAGAGUUCCAAAUGGAGACAAUGAGGAUGACUCACCAAUUGAAGUGGAUGGCUUACGAGAACCUUCUUCUAAAGAAGUUCCUGCAGAAAAGAUCAAUGAUGAUGAACCAACUACUAGCCAUGAGGUUGAAUUUGCAAAUGAAAAUACUGUAAAAGCCAACUUGAACGAAAAUGAGGAAAAACUAGAAUGUUCUCUGGUAAAGGAAGAAGCACAUAUUGAGUCUUUGCAGGUAGCAGAUAAGGAUGUUAAAGAUACUUCUUCAGGUCAAGAUAGAAAACCAAGCAAUUUAGAAGAGCAAGGCUCAACUGAAGAUUCUCAUGAAACCAUGGGUGAUGAAAGAUAUGCAAAGUCAUUUGAUUCAACUGAUCUGAAGCAAGAAACUCUUGCGGACGAGAACUAUGCAGCCACUACAGAUGCGGACACUAAUGAAGAUUCACGAAACCAUGUAGAUCACUUACUAAUGGAACAGGAAAAACAUUCAGUAAAGGAUAGUGUAAGCACAUCAGUAUCAGAUGCUCCAAAAGAUGACAUCAGAGGAAGCACAUUGGCUAAGGAAGUAGCAGAGAUUGAGGAUCCUAUUGACUCCUCUCAAGUAGCAACUGAGGAUAUCAAGGCAUUUGCUCCAAGUCAAGACACAAAAAUAAGUUCUACUGUGGAACAAAUCAUAGAUUCUAAAGAUAUCUCAAGUAACAAAAUAACAGAAAAGACAGUUGAUGCAACAGGCGAGGAAAGUCAAGAGGCUCAGGAUAUUGCAAAAAGGGUUCCAAGGGAAGAUGACUCACCAAAUGAGCAAAAUACUGAAGCUACGUUGAUGAAGGAAGAUCAGUCUAUUGAGUUACCUCGAAUAGUAGCUGAGGAUAUAAAAGAACCUUGCUCGAGUGAAAUUAGGGAAACAAAUGCUCAAGAAGAACAAAUUCCAUGUGCCAGUUCUGGAGUAGUCAUCAAUGACAACAAAGAGGAGACAACAAUUGAUCCAACAAUCUUUAAAAAUGAAACCCUUAAGAAUGAGGUAGCAGAAGUUUCUGAAGAAGCUGGAGAAAAGGCUUCAGAAGAGGUCGAAGAAAAGAUAUUUGCAAAUGAAGCAAUGGAGAGAAUCCUCCAAAGAAGAGCUGGAAACGAGCAUUGA
Salvia splendens (bonfire salvia) is the source of this 7007-nucleotide messenger RNA. RefSeq names its product protein piccolo. The coding region runs from base 189 to 7007 and encodes 2272 amino acids. The transcript is spliced from 17 exons. NCBI's taxonomy places the organism in Eukaryota, Viridiplantae, Streptophyta, Magnoliopsida, Lamiales, Lamiaceae. The record is from RefSeq and is a predicted model, not a curated record.